Adineta ricciae is the source of this 798-nucleotide messenger RNA. The record is from the annotation of a GenBank genome assembly. NCBI's taxonomy places the organism in Eukaryota, Metazoa, Rotifera, Eurotatoria, Adinetida, Adinetidae.
AUGACGUUUUUAGGUCAUGAGAGGAUAGCUGAUUUGCGUUGUAUAAGCAAGGCCGAAGGUAAAUUUGGAGUCAAAGGACUCGAAGAAGCAGCUAACUUGUUGAAACUUGCUCGUAAUCGAGCCCAAAACUUAGGCAUUUGGUUUCAUGUUGGCACUCAAUGCGUCGAUGUCAAUUGCUAUGCUAAAGCACUGAUUUAUACUGGCAAAGUGAUUGCUUAUGCUUGCGUACCUCUCGAAGUCAUUGAUGUAGGAGGUGGUUUCCCUGUAAGCUAUCCAGACUCGAUACCUCCUCAUCUAAGCUCAUACAUGGAUAUUAUCCAAAAGGGGUGUAAAAAUUUACCAUUAGAGUUUGUUUCUAAAGCACGUGUAUGGUGCGAACCAGGGCGAGCGCUUGUGGCUACAGCUUGUUCACUUAUCAUCCGUGUGGAGAGUCGUAGAGGAACUACCAAUAUUCUUUAUGUGAAUGAUGGUGUGUACGGCAAUCUACAUGAAGCUGGACCUCCCAGACGAUGGAAGUUUCCCUUCCGCCUGUUACGCCAUUCAGUAGCCGAACUGGCUUCAUUCGCGCUAAGCGGACCAACAUCCGAUGAAGCUGAUUACAUAUCUGGCCCAUUUGUAUUGCCAUCAGACGUGAGUACUGGCGAUUACAUCGAACUCGGCCAAUUUGGUGCAUACAAUACAGAACUUCGUACUUCAUUCAGCGGAUUCGAUCAAACAGUUGUAACUGAAGCAGAAAAAGUACUCAUGCUAAUGACGCCCGGCUUGGAUGACGAAGAAACAGAACUGACAACUAACUAG